This is a messenger RNA of Thunnus maccoyii (southern bluefin tuna), 1347 nucleotides long. RefSeq names its product peptide deformylase, mitochondrial (gene pdf). The record is from RefSeq and is a predicted model, not a curated record. Lineage: Eukaryota; Metazoa; Chordata; Actinopteri; Scombriformes; Scombridae. Gene Ontology annotation, molecular function: peptide deformylase activity. Bases 160 to 906 code for a protein of 248 amino acids. Gene Ontology annotation, cellular component: mitochondrion. The transcript has 3 exons. Gene Ontology annotation, biological process: N-terminal protein amino acid modification; peptidyl-methionine modification.
ACCCGGAAGUAGUUUCCAGCGCUGUAACCGUCUCCUCUGUUCCCUUAUUACCACCUUCUGUCCUGAAUAUGUGGUCCUUUACAGAAGCGUACACUUUGCUGUAAGCCUCGUACAUCUACUUCCUGACCUGCGACACAUCAUCCCAGCUGCAGCUCCACCAUGAACAGAACAUCAUGUGUGUCACUGCUUCAGCUCUCCAGGGUGGGAUUCAGACUUUGUGCAUCCAAAGCCCUUUCAGUCAGGCUUCCACACACCUCAAUGUAUUCACCUGUACUGUGCACACGCUCUUACUCUGCCGAUGUCAAGGUGCGCUCCUAUCUUCAGUACAUGAAACGCAAGGUCAUAUCCCCUCCCAGUCCUCCGUACAGUCAUGUGUGCCAGGUAGGAGACCCAGUGCUGCGGUCCCACGCGGCUGCUGUUGACCCUUCAGCCAUAACAGGCCCUGAGAUCCAGCAGGUCAUCAACACUAUGGUGAAAGUGAUGCGAAAACUUGAGUGCGUAGGACUGAGUGCACCUCAGAUAGGGGUGCCACUACGCAUCUUGGCCCUGGAAUAUCCUCAGAAGAUGUUGGAGGAGAGUUCGCCUAGGUCGAGGGAGAUCCGUGGUCUCUCCGCCCAGCCCCUGAGGAUCUUUGUCAACCCACAGCUGAGGGUGCUGGAUGGACAGACAGCGCUGUUUCAGGAGGCCUGUGAGAGCAUCUCAGGCUUCUCUGCCGCAGUUCCCCGCUUCCGGUCUGUGGAAGUGUCCGGUCUGAAUGAGAAGGGUGAAGCCGUCACGUGGCAGGCCAGUGGUUGGCCGGCUCGUAUCCUGCAGCAUGAGAUGGACCACCUGGAUGGGGUCCUCUACAUCGACCGCAUGGACUGCAAGACCUUCAUCAACAUCAACUGGCAGGCAUACAAUGAGUAGAAAACAGAUGAUCCCCGCAGAUCCUCAGGACAGACCACAGAUAUUUAUAUGAGGAUGUGUAAAACUGAUGAUCUAUAAACUGCCUUUGAUCAACCUGCACUUGGUCAAUGAAAGCUUUUACAUUUGCUGUUCAGAACAUGUGGUGUCUGCUAAAUCUUUCCUAUGACAAAUCGUCUGGCUCGCAGAAAGUGAUAAAUUUUGGUUUUCUGGUUUUCUUGGAACAAGAGCUCAGUUUGUCAGGAUCAUCAUGAACUGCUAGAAGCUGCAGAGCAGAAAAACCAAACCAAUUACCUCUCAUCACUUUACACUGCAAGCCAGGAGUUUCUGUGGACCUCAGGUCUACGUUUGAGUGAAGAGGCUGAUAUGUUCAUGAUCAAAUGAGUGAAUCGUAAAGACGUGACCUUUGUCUGCCACCAUCACAAUAAAUAAAUACCACUGGAA